AUGUGUUUUUCGGUGCUUUAUAGUAACCGUAAAGUGCCUGACUUACUGUUUGCAGAUGUCCCAUUGUCAGUGGGGCUAGUGGAGCCCCAUUCACACCCUCUGCAUCUCAACACCAUCGAGUUCCUCUGGGAUCCUGUCAAGAACGCUUCUGUUUUCAUCCAGGUCAACUGCAUCAGCACCGAGUUCACCCCCAGGAAGCACGGCGGGGAGAAAGGAGUGCCCUUCCGUAUCCAGGUGGACACAUUCACCACCAAUGAGCACGGGGAAUACAUGGAACAUGUCCAUUCAUCCAGCUGCCAGGUCAAAGUCUUCAAGCCUAAAGGAGCUGAUCGCAAACUGAAGACGGACAGGGAGAAGAUUGCUAAAAAGGCCCCGCAGGACCGAGAGAGGUACCAGCCGUCCCAGGACAACACGCUGCUGAGAGAGUGUUCCCCUUGGCCCGAUGCCCUGACUGUCACCAGCCACAGCAGCAGCAGCAGCAGCACUCCAUCACCAGUUUACCACGGCUCAACUUCCUGUUCUUUCCCCGAUGGUAAUUCUUCUCCAAACCAGCAUGGGGAGCUGCUAUUGCCCGGCUGCUCUGAGCACCUUCUGCCGUCGACCCCGCCGCAGGAUGCCCAGCAGUGGCUGCACCGACACAGGUUCUCUCCUUUCUCAAGGCUCUUCUGCAGCUUCUCAGGUGCUGAUCUGUUGAGGAUGAGCAGGGAGGAUCUGAUCCAGAUCUGCGGUCCAGCUGAUGGUAUUCGCCUCUUCAACACAAUGAAAGGAAGGUGUAUACAGCCCCGUCUCACCAUCUAUGUGUGUCAGCAGCAGGCCAGGCAUCAACCCACCACCAAGCCAGGGGCGGGAGACAUCUACCACGCUCUGUACCUGGAGGAGCUGACACUGUUGGACCUCUCCGAAAAGAUCGCUUCGCUGUACAGCAUCCCUCCACAGCAAAUAACGCACAUCUACAGACAGAAGCCCAUCGGGAUCCACAUCUUAGUCUCUGACGAGAUGGUGCAGAACUUCAGGGAUGAAACAAGCUUCAUCCUCAGCAUCAUAAGAGAUGAAAACACUAAUGGCUUCCACGUCGUGUUGAAGUGACCGACAGGUACUCCGGAGCCUCGAGGUUUUUUCUCUGACAAUCAGUGGAAUUGUACAGCUUGUAUAUAAUUCCUUCAAGACUGCGGUGCUUUUAUAAACACUGUUAACCUUUAGGUUCACUGUUGAUUUUGUUGCAUUGUUCCUGUGUUAUAGUUUUGUUUUAUUCCUGUUGUUAAGUUAGUUUUUCAUGCUUGAAAUGUCUAGUGCAGUUUUCAGAGGGAACCCCUGCUGUAUUACUCCUUCACAUGGUCAUACAUUUUUGGUCAACACCUAAAAAUGCAACGUGAGGGACUUUCAUGAUAAAUAAAGCAGAGUAAAUGUUUCACACCAUCACGCCGACAAAUAGAAAAGACAAAUGAACAAACUGUACCAUGCUGUUUGGAUGUAAUGCGAUGUCCCUGCUCUAUGCUCAUGAAUUAUGUCCCGCAUAAUGCUGUCAUGUUCCUGUUAGCCGUUCUGCUCUACGACCUAUUUUCUUGAAAAUUCUAAUGUGAAAUUUAAUACAAGUGAGGUGGGAAUGCACAUAGACCUCUGGAUGUUUAAAUUCAGACCCUGUGUUGCAGUUUGGAAGGAUGCUUUGGACUGCCAUGGCUCUAUGAUU
Etheostoma spectabile (orangethroat darter) is the source of this 1687-nucleotide messenger RNA. Its product is annotated as transcription factor CP2-like protein 1. Gene Ontology annotation, molecular function: RNA polymerase II cis-regulatory region sequence-specific DNA binding; DNA-binding transcription activator activity, RNA polymerase II-specific. Lineage: Eukaryota; Metazoa; Chordata; Actinopteri; Perciformes; Percidae. Gene Ontology annotation, biological process: regulation of transcription by RNA polymerase II. Gene Ontology annotation, cellular component: nucleus. The transcript has 11 exons. The record is from RefSeq and is a predicted model, not a curated record. The coding region runs from base 1 to 1086 and encodes 361 amino acids.